CUCCUUCGCACUAGGUUAGCGUGUGUCUGUGUGUGGCGGCUGCAGUAGCAGCACCAGCAGCAGCUCCCGCUCCAUACCUUGUCGUAGUUGGGAGGUGCGGAUGCAGCUGCCCAGCAGCAGGGGGGCGGAAAAUUCCCAGAAUGCUUGUGGCGGCCGGCCCCUGGUGGUGGUGGUGGUUGCAUCUGAGGUAGAAAGAAGAAUGACCCCAGCAUAGGGGUAGGCCCUUAAAAAAUAAAACUGAGGAAGAGGGCAGUCGUUUCUGAGGCCUUGUUUUGAGGGUAGAUAGAGAAACACUACCUACCCGCCUAAAGUAAAGCCUCCAUCUCAGCCCAGAGCCUUUAUGAAAAUUGGGGGGGGGGUUCCUCUCAUCGUCUGAACACCCGGGAGAGGGAUAAGGAGAUUCUUCGUUAUUUGGAUACCUGUCAGAGGGCUUUCUUCUUUUCCCAAAUCACAAUGAAGAGUGCCCGUGGUAGCUGCUCUUCCUUCCAGAGUGCCAGUGCCAAUGGUGUAGAUCUCAGUCUGACAGGGCUGCCCAUGCAAGUGCUUCCACGCCCUAGCAGCGCCUCUCCAGGCAAGCACAUUGCUCGCUCCAUCUCUGUCAUUACUGAAAACAAGCCCAAGAGGAAUCUGCUAGAAGAUGCAGGGUUUGGCACCUCCAGAGCUAUGAACAAUUUGCGAAGAUCCAACAGCACAACUCAGGUCAACCAACAUCUGAAUGGUGCCUGUAGCAGUGCAGAGCAGCAUGGAGACUUCCUGACUUUGUUUGAUAGCAGAUCAGGUGGAAGAAAGAAACUAGCAAGUCUGAGCAAAGUCUCCCCGGAAAAGAAAACGACAUGGAACAUCCUGGAUGAGCAGCCCAGAACCUUUCCUGCCCCAUCCAGCACUCGAGAGGCCCCCACAGGCAUGAGGAAGAAAGAAAUCUAUGUGCCACUUGCGGCCAACUUCACGGCGAAUAACAGGAGUAACAAAGGUGCCAUGGGCAACUGUGUCACCACCAUGGUACAUAACAACUACUCCACUGCAGACAAGGCCCCUGCACCAAAGAGUUCCAACCAAGCCACAACUUCCCUCAACAACAUUAUCAAAGCCACCUCCAAUGAAGACACAGAGAGUAGCAGCUAUAUGAAGUCCCAGAAGAACUUUUCUAGCAGCAAUAUCGUGCCUCGGAACAAUAAUAAUAGCAGUGGCAGUAACCCCCUCAGGAGGCAGGAAGUGUCAGAGGAGGAAGCUGAGCGGUUUAUUAACCAAGUCAACCUGGCUGCUGUGACUAUUCAACGCUGGUACAGAAGGCACUCACAGAGGCACAAGGAAGGCAUAGCCCAGCUUGGACACUUACUAGCUUCCAAAAGAGAGGAAAAGCAGCAGCAACUCUCAGAGGAGGGCAACGUUUUGGAUUUGCAGCGGAGGCGAGACGAAGAGAGGAGGAAGAUUCGAGAGGAGAAGGCACGUCUUGCCAGGCGAGCAGCCAUACAGGAGCUGCAGCAAAAAAGAGCCCAAAAAGCUUUAGAUACACAACGCUUGGUUGAGGAAGAGCUGGCAGCGAUGCAAGACAGCAAAAAAGCCAGAAGAAGAAAACCUGAGAAGGUUGGCUCUGUGAAAAACACCAGCCCUGCCAACAGUAUCAUCAAAGCCAACAAUGCAGAUGCCAGCUUCCACUUGGCAGCUACAGAUAUAGAAGAAAAUUCUGCUAUGGCAUGUCUGUCUGCCCCAGGACAAAACAAACUACCUGAAGAGCAGCCACAGGAUGUCAGCUCUGGAAAGAUGACCAAUGAAGACUUGGAGACUAUUAUCACAGCAGCCAGCAGGGCACAAUCCAAAGUGACCCUUAAUGAGCUACUGGACACAUUAAAGUUGCUGGAGGAGGAGCCAGAAUUGCCACCACAACCCAGGGCCUCCAAAGAGGAUAAAUAUGCUUGGAUAGAUGGGGAGGCUGACUCAAAUUCCCUGACUGCUGACAACCUGGAGAAGUUUGGGAAACUGAACUGCUCUCCGGGAGUCCCUGAGGAAGGCACGCUGCUCUCAGAAGCCAAACUUCAGAGCAUUAUUAGCUUCUUGGAUGAGAUGGAGAAAUCUGAGCAGGAGCGACCUAAGUCUGCUGCCUCUGCUUCACAGAGAGAGGGGCUCUUGUCAGAAGAAGAGCUAGCCCACCUGGAGCAGGCAUCAGCAGUUGCCACAGAGGUCACUAGCUCCAUCAUGCGGCUGAAGCUGGAAGUAGAAGAGAAGAAGAAAGCCAUCACGUUGCUACAGACAGCACUGGCACAGCAGCGGGAGCUGACUGUGCGGCAUGUCAAAGAGACAGAGAAGGAGCUGAGCCACCAACUGGCAUUGCAGAGGGAACAGUAUGAGGCAGCUAUCCAACGACACCUAGCCUUCAUUGACCAGCUGAUUGAUGAUAAGAAGGCCCUGAGUGAGAAAUGUGAAGAAGUGGUGACCGAAUUGAAGCAAGUGGAUCAGAAAUACACGAAGAAAAUUGCCCAGAUGCAGGAGCAGCAGGAGCUGGUUUGGCGCACUCUUGGCCCCCUUUGUGAGGAAAUUAAAAAGCUGAAGGAACUAAUGAGUGCCACAGAAAAGAUCCGUCGGGAGAAAUGGAUUGAUGAGAAAACUAAGAAGAUCAAAGAGAUCACUGUUAAAGGUCUGGAGCCUGAGAUCCAGAAACUUAUUGCUAAGCACAAGCUAGAGAUCAAAAAGCUGAAAGCCCUUCAUGAAGCUGAGCUACUUCAGUCAGAUGAGCGGGCAGCCCAGCGCUACAUACGCCAGACGGAGGAGCUGAGGGAGAUGCUGGAGCAUGAGAAGGAAGAGCAGGGGCAGCGGGAGAGAGAGCUGGCAAGGCAACGGUAUGAGAAGCAGCUGGAGCAAGAGGAACAGGCUCUGCAACAACAGAGGCGACGGUUGUACAGUGAGGUGGCUGAGGAGAAAGAGAGGCUCAACCAGCAGGCAGUCAGGCAGAGGGCUGAGCUGGAGGACCUGCGGCGGCAGCUGGAAGAGAACAGCUCUGUUGUCACCAAAGCUUUGAAGGAAGAAUAUAAGAAAGGCAAGGAGGAGCAGGAGCGACGCCAUCAGGCAGAGGUGCAGGCCUUGAAGGUGCAGCUGGAGAUGGAGAAGCAGGCCUGGGAGGCCAACUACCUGAAGAAGGAGGAGGCCUGGCUGCUCACUCGGGAGCGAGACCUGAGGGAAGAAGUGCGGAAAGAGAGGGACAAGGAGAUUGAUCUGGUCAUUCAGCGUCUAGAGGCCGACAUGUCCUCUGCGAAGGAAGAAUGUGAGAGAGCCGCAGAGAACAGAAUAAAGAGAGUGCGGGACAAAUAUGAAGCAGAGCUGCAAGAACUGGAACGAUCAGAACGCAAACUCCAAGAGCGCUGCAAUGAGAUGAAAGGGCGGCACUCAGAGGCAGAAGGCGAGAUUCUUCAUCUACGGGGUCUGUUGCGGCAGAAAGAACAGGAGGCAGAGGAUAUCCGAAAGGUAAGGGAUCAGCUAGCUCAGGAACGCAGUAGCCUCUCUGAGGUUAUCCGGCAGGAAUUUGCAGAUCGUCUGGUGAGCACAGAAGAGGAGAACAAGCGGCUCAAGACAGAAAUGGCUGAGCUUCGUGCCCGCCAACGCUUGGAACUGGACAGAGUGACGCGGGACAAAGAAGAGGAGCUGGAAGAAGUGCAUAAAAGAGUGAAGAUAGCAAUUGUGAAGAAAGAGGAGGCAGUGAACAGCCUUCGAAAACUGCAUGAGGCGGCUGUGAAGAGAGCAGACCACCUGGAGGCUCUUUUGGAGCAACAGCGUAAGCAGCUGCUAGGAGCCAAGUAGCAGCUGUGUCAGAACCAAGAGCCCUGCAAAGGCAAAGCCCGUGAUCAUGCACAGCAAAAGAAAGAUGCCUGUUGUGGUCAACAAGAGACUAAGAUAAAAUGAACACUAAUCUGUACGUGGGAUGGGGAGGGAUUCUCGUCUCCUCUCUUUUUUUUAAUUAUUUUUUUAAGUUGUUCCUUUACUUGUGCCUGAGAUAUGACCUUUGUGUUAUAUCCCAGUUCUUGCCAAUGUAUUUUAACAGUAAAUCCAGCUGAUUUGUAA
Rhineura floridana is the source of this 4050-nucleotide messenger RNA. RefSeq names its product centrosomal protein 131 (gene CEP131). The transcript has 27 exons. NCBI's taxonomy places the organism in Eukaryota, Metazoa, Chordata, Lepidosauria, Squamata, Rhineuridae. Gene Ontology annotation, cellular component: centriolar satellite. The record is from RefSeq and is a predicted model, not a curated record. Gene Ontology annotation, biological process: cilium assembly; regulation of centrosome duplication; intraciliary transport involved in cilium assembly. The coding region runs from base 454 to 3789 and encodes 1111 amino acids.